Messenger RNA from Triticum urartu, 2892 nucleotides. NCBI's taxonomy places the organism in Eukaryota, Viridiplantae, Streptophyta, Magnoliopsida, Poales, Poaceae. The record is from RefSeq and is a predicted model, not a curated record.
ACAGUCAACAUAGCAGAGUCACAGACGGAACAAGUGUGAAAGCCCCGCGCGGCUUUAUCCAACUCCUAGUCCGUAGCCCUGGCUCCCCCUCUGCCUCCUACCCUACGAGCUCCCCCUAGCUAGCUCCCCACCACCACCUCCUAUAGCCACCCAUGGCCAUCACCACCAUGUGUCGCCACCCCACCUCCACUCCCCACUUCCCACCCACUCCGCUUCCCGGCCCCCCAUUAAACGCCCGUGAGCUAGCACGCGAUCCCCUACCCACCACCGGGCGACGUGCUCCGUCUCCAUCACUCCUCCUCGACCGUUGCUCCGUGUCCGCGGAGAGGCGCUGCGUCCUCACCUGACGGCGGCCAUGAUAGGCAUCGACCUCAACACCGUGGAGGACGAGGAGGAGGGCGGUCCCUCGGCUGAGCCCCCGAGGGGCACGGUGUGCCUAGAGCUGUGGCACGCGUGCGCCGGCCCCGUGGGGCCGCUGCCUCGGAAGGGCAGCGCCGUCGUGUACCUGCCGGAGGGCCACCUCGAGCACACCCGGGAGGCGGUGGCCGCGGUGCCGCCCCAUGUGUUCUGCCGAGUUGUCGAUGUCAAUCUCCAGGCGGACCCAGCUACGGACGAGGUUUACGCGCAAGUUUCUCUCGUGGUCGACAACGAGGAAGCCAAGAGGCGGAUGCGCCAAGGGGAGAGCGAGGAAGCUUGCGACGGUGACGGCGAGGACACCGGUGCCGCGAAGCGCCGAGCGCGCAUGCCCCACAUGUUCUGCAAGACGCUCACGGCUUCCGACACCAGCACGCACGGGGGCUUCUCCGUGCCGCGCCGUGCCGCUGAGGACUGCUUCCCGCCUCUGGAUUACAACCUGCAGAGGCCGUCCCAGGAGCUUGUGGCCAAGGAUCUGCACGGCACCGAGUGGAGGUUCCGACAUAUCUAUCGAGGCCAGCCACGGAGGCACCUUUUAACCACUGGAUGGAGUGCAUUCGUCAACAAAAAGAAGCUUGUCUCUGGGGAUGCAGUGCUGUUCCUCCGAGGUGAAGAUGGAGUGCUCCAAUUGGGAGUGCGCCGAGCUGCUCAGCUAAAAAAUGUAUCUCCUUUUCCUGCACUUUUUAACCAGGAUUCAAGUCUUCGUAGUCUCGGUAAUGUUGCCCAUGCUGUGGCUAUGCAAAGUAUUUUUCACAUCUACUACAAUCCCAGGUUAUGUGAGUCUGAGUUCAUUGUACCAUAUUGGAAGUUCAUGAGAAGCUUCAGUCAACCUUUUUCUGUUGGAAUGAGGUUUAAAAUGAAAUAUGAAAAUGAAGAUGCUUCAGAAAGAAGGUCAACUGGGAUGAUAACUGGGAGCAGAGAGUCAGACCUGAAGUCGCAUGGUUCGAAGUGGAAAUGUUUGGUGGUGAGAUGGGAUGAUGAUGUAGAGUGCCGUCGCCCUAAUAGGGUAUCUCCUUGGGAGAUUGAACUUGCUGGAUCGGUUUCGGGAUCUCAUCUGUCCUCUCCCCAUUCAAAACGGCUGAAGCCAUGCCUCCCCCAAGUUAAUCCAGACAUGUUGCUUCCAACCAUUUUGGCAGGUGGAAGUGUUUCUUCGGAUUUUGCGGAAUCUGCCAGAUUCCACAAGGUCUUGCAAGGUCAAGAAUUAUUGGGUUCUAAAGCCCAUGAUGGUACUGUUAAUUCAGCUUCUGAGGCUUCUCAGGCGUCUGAAGCAAGAAAUUUUCAGUACAGUGAUGAUCGGAAUUGCUCUAUCAACAUGUGUAACAUUCCAGGGGUUCCAGGACUUGGUGCUAGAACCCCGCCUGAAAACCAUGGAUUUUCCUACCACUGCUCAGGCUUUGGGGAGUCUCAAAGAUUCCAAAAGGUCUUGCAAGGUCAAGAAGUGUUUCGUCCUUAUGAAGGAGGAACUUUGUCUGAUGCUGUUAUAAGAGGUUCUAGCUUCUGUCAACCUGAUGGCAACUAUACAUCUGGUGCAACAUAUAAAUGGCUUAUGUCACAGGGAUGCGAUUAUCGUGGGCCAGUAACACCAGCAAUGCCUCAAGCAUCCUCUCCAUUAUCUGUGCUAAUGUUCCCUCAAACUAGUUCCAAGAUACAUGGCUUUGAAUACGUAUGCAGAAGCCUGGAUAAGGAUGAUAAUAUUAGACAUGUUACUAUCAACGCCACUCAAGAUAUGGGAAGAACCAGUCAUACAUUACCUCUCUGGCCUCGUCUUGUUUCAGGCAAAGCAGUAGCUAGUUGUGCUGGAACUAAAAAGUUGCCCUCCAUCGGCAGUGCAGAGCAUGAACCAAAUGACAAGGAUGUUCACACAAAUGGCUGCAAAAUCUUUGGUAUCUCUUUGACUCAGAAGGUUCGAGUAUGCGAUGAAGUGGAAUGUAGCAGUGCGAAUUGUGAUUUUCAGCUCCAGCCUUUAAAGCCACAAAUGUCAAAAUCACGAGGCAACAGUUGUGCUACUGUUCAUGAGCAAAGGCCUGCUGUUGGCAUGGUGGUUGACCUUUCUGCGGUUGAUACGAUGAUCUGAUUCGUCUAACUGUGUCCUGGGAGGAGAAGCGGGGCCUACAGCAGGAUUCAUGUUAGUGAUGUGAUACUCAAUGACGCAAAACUUCCACCUGGUUAUUUCAUCCUAUGUGCACAGUUGGCACCGAGUUCAGUAAACACAUCAUGGUUGAUGAGUUGCUGAUGCUUAUCAAAUUUGUAAUGCACUUCUAGAAUUUGAUUUGUUAUAACAUCUAUCUGAAGCUCUCUUUUGAAUCAUCAUUUAUGUUGUACGAGCUGCUAGUGUGUUUUUAAGCUGCAUGGUAUGUUAUGACUUGUUUGUACUAGCACGAUUUAAUUUCGAAGAACAGAUGUAGUUCUUGUUUGAAUUAGCACCAUUUAUUACAAAGUACUCUAUAAUGUGUAUUUUUUUGAAGUUAAUUUUCUGUA